CCCAAACCUUUGCUUGAAUAAACACCUCAAUCUCUGUGCACAUGAUAGAUUCAUCUUUGAGCCCCACGUGUAUUCCUGUUUGAUCGUACAAUCAUGUUGGUGAUGACGGGGACCACAGGUCAUCUUGGUUCUCGGGUUCUGUCCUCGAUCCUCGACCUCGGCUUGAUACCUUCCAAGGACAUGGUUAUUUCUUCCAGCAAUCCAGACAAAGUCUCAUCCAGAGCCAGAAGUGCAGGGAUUGAGAUCCGCCGAGGUGACUUUACUGAUCCAAGUUCACUAGAGAGAUCUUUUCAAGGUGCGGAUGCCUUGUUCCUGGUCUCGUUUCCGUCACCAUCGAUCGAACGAUGGUUGCAUCAUCAAACUGCCAUUGACGCCGCCAAGAGGGCUGGGAUCAAGACUAUCAUCUAUACGAGUCUCAUGUUUGGUGGGGAAUCCGGCCUCGAGAGUAUCGCUGGAGUGCAACAGGCUCAUAUCAAGACCAUCGAGUAUCUGAAGCAGACGGGGCUUAACUACGUCAUCGUUAGAGAAGGCAUUUAUGCUGAAAGCUGGUGGCUCUAUGCCGGCUAUCAAAACGCCCACUUUGACAAGAAUGAUAAAAGUGAGCUGCGAUGGGUCAUCCCCAACGACGGACCGGUCUCUUGGGUCUCUUGGGAUGACUUGGGCGAGGGAACUGCGUUAAUUUUGGCAGAUUAUCAACGUUACAGUGGACAGACACUACGACUGACUGGGCCGAGAGCCACCGAUAUAAGGGGGGUCGCGAAAAUGGUCGAGUCAAGAACGCAACGGACUGUCAAGGUCGAGAUUGUGGGCAAGGAUGUGGCCGAGAAGUACCACAAAUUUGAGAAGUGCAGUCUGCCCAAAGACAGUUUCUGGAUGAUUGAGAGCUGGGUUGGCUGGCACGAUGCACUUGCAAGAGGAGAAGCAGCUACGGUGGACCCGCUACUUCAGAAUCUGUUAGGAAGGCCACCCAAAGGUAUGGAGGAAAUGGCUGAUCAACUUUUCCAACCCGUGUGAGAAGCAGAUGGACGGAACCAGAGCGAGUAAGGAAGAAGAGAGAGGAGGGAAAGAGACAGAAGAAGAAUAUAUCACGUGUAUGUCCAUCCUUGCACGUGCACUGCUGCCAUAACACUCCCAGACUCG
Messenger RNA from Exophiala mesophila, 1140 nucleotides. RefSeq lists its product as uncharacterized. The transcript has a single exon. Lineage: Eukaryota; Fungi; Ascomycota; Eurotiomycetes; Chaetothyriales; Herpotrichiellaceae. The record is from RefSeq and is a predicted model, not a curated record. Bases 94 to 1014 code for a protein of 306 amino acids.